This is a messenger RNA of Paramecium octaurelia, 3285 nucleotides long. NCBI's taxonomy places the organism in Eukaryota, Ciliophora, Oligohymenophorea, Peniculida, Parameciidae. The record is from the annotation of a GenBank genome assembly.
AUGUAAAUCUAUGUGUAGAUGCCAAAUGGAAAAACUAUACUCAUAGAUGUUUAGUUAGAGAAGACCAGAGUGAAUGAUGUCAAAUAGAAGGUGAUGGAAAAAUCAGGGUUGAGAUUAGAGGACAUUGUUUUAGUUUUCAAAGAGGAGAUCUUGAAAAACGAUUAUUUUUUGAAAUAAUAUGGAAUUGACAAAGAAGCAAAACUUGAGGCAGAAACAGCAGAAACACUAACCAAAAAUUAUAAAUAGAAAUUAGGUAUUUCAUAAAAUAUUAUUCAAAAGAUGCGCUCGAAAAUGAAGUACAGAGAUGGCAAUAAAAAUUUGGAGAAGAAGGAGCAUAAAAGGAAUAAUUGUAAGAUGCAUUGAAAGAAGCUUUGACCUAAAAAGAUUAGUAAAAAUAUUAUUGAAAGCAUAGGUAUCAAUAGGAGAAGGAAGCAAUUUAAAGGGACUUCAAUUAGGUUAAAACAUAGCUUGAUUAAUAAUUAAAAAAAAAUGCUUAAAGCGCAGAUUCCUAAUAAUUCUAAACAUCCUAAUCAUCAUUUCUGGGAAAUGAUUUGAAAAAUUUGGAAUUAGAACUCGCCACUUAAAAAGCAAUUGUUAGCAGAUUUGAUAUGGAAAGAACAGAAUUGAAUUCAUAGAUUGCAUAUUUCAAAUAAGAGAAGUUAGAUUUACAAAAGAAAGUUGAAGAUUAUUAAAAAUUGAAGGAGGACUUGAUAGUUAAGACAUUUGAAAUAAAAGGAUUAUAAAAGGAUUUGGAAUUUGCUAAUAGUCGAGGAAGUCAAACAAAGGAUGAAAUAAAUAGAGAACUAGAUUUCUCAAAAUAAUAAAUAAAGUAUGAACAAUAAUUAAACUAUUAGGAAAUUGGAAUAACAAUUAGAGGAAGUUAAGACAAAAAAUCAAGAAUUAGAAGUAGAAAAGGUUAAAUAAGAAAUGAAAAUUCAUCUUGAUUCUUAACAGAUAGAAAAAAUGAAUGAAUUAUAAUCAUAAAAUACUCAAUUAGAGAAAAGAAUAGCUGAAUACAAAGCUCAAGUGAUAAGUUUAAAUGAUCAAGUGAGAUUAUUGUAGAAUAGAAGUUAAGAAGAGAUGAGAAGUUCAAUAAAGGGAACUGAUUUUGCAUCUGCUGAAAAGAUUUAAGUAAUAGAAUUGUUAUAACAAUAGGGUUAUGAGUUAUAAAUUACAAAAUUAAAUGCAGAACUUAGGUCAAGCCAACAAUCAUUUAAUGAGAGUUAAUAAUGUCUAUCUGCAGCAAAGAAGCAAUGUUUUGAUAGUGAGAAGAAGAUUAUGGAAUUGGAGAAGAGUGUGGAAAGUCUUACAUAUUUAUUAAAGGAGAAGGAUAGAGGAAUAAAGGAAAGAGACCAAACAAUAAAAUAGUUAAAUGGUGAAUUGGAAGAAACAAAGAAGGAUAUGUUGAUAUAUUAAAAGAAUUUAAGUGAUUUCAAAUAGAUCGCCUAAUAAGCAGAUCCAAAAAAAGUGUUAGAGAUUGAUAGCGAGGCAUUAAAAGUAGAAGAAAAAUUAAAGUUAAGAGAAGAGUAAAGAAAUAAGGAUCAAAGACGAUUAGAAUAAUAAAGAUAGGAGGAAUUGCAAGGCAGAUAAGAAAAAUUAAGAUAGGAAUAAUAAUAAUACUUUGAUUUGAUGUAGAAAGGUAAAGAACAAAGACAAAAGACAGCUUAAUGUAUUUUGUGUAAAUAUUUUAGUUUUGAAGAAAUAGAUGUUGGAAAGUCAUGGUAAGAUUGAAGUUUGCUUUUUGAUAGAUGUGACAGGAUCAAUGGACCCAUAUAAAGAGUAGGCGAUGAAAUGUAUUAAGGAGAGUAUGAAAAAUAUCAAAAUAAAGACAAACAGGGAUGCUUUAUGGGCAACUGUGGCAUAUUAAGAUUUUGGAGAAUUGAAAUAAUUGGGAGGAUUAUACAAAUAACUAAAUUUCACUCCGAACCCUAAAGAAAUAGAAGAAUAUUUGGCAGAGAUUCCCUGUGCUGGAGGUGGAGAUGCAGCAGAAGAUAUUAGAGGAGGCAUAAUGCAAAUGAUAAAGAAUUUGCAUUGGAGUAAAACAUUCAAAAUUGCUCUUUUGAUUUGUGAUGCUCCCACUCAUGGUAAGAGAUAUAAUGGUGGAGUGAGCGAUAGAUACCCAAAUGAAGAUAUUGAAGAUGCUAUUAAUUUACUCAUAGAUAAUAAUAUUUUAUUUGUUGCUAUCCUAUUUAAUAAAGUUACAUUACCAAUGUUUGAAGAAAUCAAGAAGAUGUAUCAACGUGCAGAUAGAGAGGAAUUAUUAUUAUUUGCAGAUUUAGAAAACACUGAAUAAGGCAGAAUUUGGUAGGAGCUUGUUGAUUUGGUCUCUUAAGCAUCAUAAAGAGCAACUCAAACAAACAAUAAAGGAACUAGAUCAAAAAAUAACUAGGCGAAUAAACGAUCUUAAUCUGGCGCUAUGGAAGCACUUUGCAAAUAGAUUAAAGAUCCAUUUUAAUUUGAUAAAUUACCUGGAGUUACCAUAAUCCCAGUUAAGUUUGGUGUUUAUCGAGUUGAAUUGAAGUAGGAUUCCUUUGAAGCCAACAUAGAAAACCUCAAGAGACUUGAUAUCAAUAGGGAUUAUAGCGUUUAUUAGGAAGGAUAAUGGGAUUGCAUUAGAACUGAGAAAUUCUUUGCCUAAGGUUAAAUGAAACAGGUGUUUUUGAUGAAAAGAUAGAACAAUUAAAAUGAAUUAUAUGUGAUAAAAAUGCCAAUUGGAGAUUUAACAUACUCCAGUCAAGAAUAAGCUGUUGUAGAAUGCAGAUCUCAUCUCAUUUCUAAAUGCUUAAUGAAGAAGUUUAUUCGGGAAUUAUAGGAGGCAAGAGAUAAAACUGAUAGAUCCAUUAAGAUUCCUGAAGUGUAAUAUUCAGACUUUUUGAUUUUGAAGGAUUUGGAAAGGUCAAGUAUGAAUAUUAUAAUUAUAUUUAGAUUCAUUUUGGAUUGCAGAAAGAUACUUCACUGGUGAAUUCGUUAAGUAUAAUAAUAACUAUGGUUUCAUUUCAGAUGAAAACUCAGAUAUCAAUAAUUUGGCUUAGGCAUAUACCUAUUAUACAUAUUUCAUUUCAAAUUUCAAUUAUAUGGUUAAUGACGUUCAAGGAGUUGGAAAUUAUUUUACAGAUCCUGCCUUAAAUACAAAAGAUAGUAAUAUCAAUUCAUAUUCUAGGUAAUUUUGAUGAAACUGAUAUGGGAAUUGAUGGGCAAUCUAUGUAUAUGGUCAGUUAUGAAGGAAAAAAACACAUGGGAAGAAAGUAUUUAGAUUUGCUAGGUAUACCAUCGCCAUGAGUUAUU